CCCGAAGACCCCGAAGACCCAAGUCCAAGUCCAGCUACUUCGAACUUUUGCUGUGAAUUUUAAGGAUUCCAUUCCAAUUUCCAAAGCUUCAAAACCUUUUCUUCCUUCUUGAGUUCUUUCCACGCUCAGCGUUCUCUUCUUCUCUAUCUCUCUCCAAUGGCUCUUCGUUUCCUUCUCUCACUUUCAUUUCUCCUUGCACUCUUAGUUUCUCCAACCCUCUCCAGCAAUUCUGAAGUAAAUGCUCUACAUGCCUUGAGAGCCAGACUCUCCGAUCCCACCAAUGUUCUGCAGAGCUGGGAUCCUUCCCUCGUCAAUCCAUGUACCUGGUUUCAUAUCACUUGCGACUCUAACAACCAUGUCAUCCGAUUGGAUCUUGGCAACUCUAAUAUUUCUGGUACUUUGGGGCCAGAGCUCGGUGACCUCCAGCAUCUGCAGUAUUUGGAGCUCUAUAGGAAUAACAUUAAAGGGAAAAUUCCUAAGGAGUUGGGUAAUUUGAAGAACCUCAUUAGUAUGGAUUUGUAUGACAAUAACUUUGAAGGAGAGAUUCCAAAGUCUUUUGUUCAUUUGAAGUCACUUAGGUUUCUUCGUCUCAACAACAAUAGGCUGUCAGGAUCAAUUCCAAGAGAGCUCACUGCCCUUUCCAACCUCAAAAUCUUUGAUGUUUCUAGCAAUGAUCUCUGCGGAACUAUUCCAAUUGAUGGACCAUUUGGGAGUUUUCCUAUAGAAAGUUUCGAGAACAACAGCAGACUCAAUGGACCAGAGCUGCAAGGACUGGUUUCUUAUGAUUUUGGGUGCUGAAGAAGUCUUUUAUUCAGUGAUCCUUAGAUUAUACUUCAAUCAAAUAGAAGAUUAUCAGGAAGUUAUGAAAGAAAAAAAGGGGGUGGGUGGGGGAAACACAACCGAGGGAACUCUGUUUUGUCCAGUAACGUUCUGGUUGCAACAAAAGGCUGUAACGAAAAUUCAAGGUUUAUGUCAUCGUAUAUCAGGUUCAUCUGCCGGCUCAAUUGUUCGGAGUCAAUUGGCUGUGCUGUGAUGUUUUCUUUUGCUCUUAUGAAAUCAUUACCAUACCAACAUUAACUUUGUAGACGAAUUGUCACCAACAUUAUCUAAUAAUGGUUUGAGAAAUUACUA
This is a messenger RNA of Macadamia integrifolia, 1131 nucleotides long. Its product is annotated as leucine-rich repeat protein 2-like. The record is from RefSeq and is a predicted model, not a curated record. The transcript is spliced from 7 exons. NCBI's taxonomy places the organism in Eukaryota, Viridiplantae, Streptophyta, Magnoliopsida, Proteales, Proteaceae. Gene Ontology annotation, molecular function: protein binding. The coding region runs from base 157 to 798 and encodes 213 amino acids.